Molecule: messenger RNA, 1883 nt
Organism: Cottoperca gobio
Lineage: Eukaryota; Metazoa; Chordata; Actinopteri; Perciformes; Bovichtidae
Product: GTPase IMAP family member 7-like
Exons: 2
Molecular function (GO): GTP binding
Source: RefSeq, a predicted model, not a curated record
CCUCCACCGCUGGUACCUGGCACACAGCAAAGUGGAUCUCGGAAGCAGAAAAAAACUGAUGACCUGCGAAUCAUUUUGGUGGGGAAGACAGGAGCAGGGAAGAGCGCAGCAGGAAAUACCAUCUUGGGGAGGGAAGCGUUUCAGUCAGAACUGUCUUCUUCCUCCUGGACAUAUCAAUGCAAGAGAGCUGAGGGAGAGGUAGGAGGUCGAAAGGUCGCCGUCAUCGACACUCCGGGCCUGUUUGACACUAAUUUCACCGAAGAAGAAGUGUUAAAAAAGAUCAAGACGUGCAUCUCUCUGUCUGCUCCUGGGCCUCAUGCCUUCCUGGUGGUUCUCAGACUGGGUAGGUUCACUAAAGAGGAGCAGGAAACCGUCAGAAUGAUUCUGAGUACUUUUGGUGAGGAGGCAGCUCAAUACUCAAUAGUGUUGUUCACACAUGGAGACAAACUAAAGACACAAAGUAUUGAAAGCUUUGUUUCAAAGAGUGAAGAACUCAAAGUGCUCAUUCAGGAGUGCAAUGGCAGAUAUCACGUCUUCAACAACCAAGUGAAAGACCAGGUACAGUCUGAUCAGCUCCUGGAGAAAAUAGUUGGAAUGACACUGGACAAUGGUGGAGAGCACUACACAACAAAGAUGUUCAGAAAAGCUAAAAAGGCUUCAAAGAAAGAGAAACAACGGCUUUCAAAGGAGCUGAAGUCAGUGGAGCAGCAGAGUAGGAGGCUGAAGGCUGAAGUUGAGAGUGAGAUGAGUUUAACAGGACGCUCAAUGAAACACAGCAAAUGUCUUCUGCAGUAGCUAUUCUCAUUGACCAUGUCUAUGCAGAAUAUCUAUGUAGUCUAUGUAACAGCAUACAUAUGUUGGCCCAUUAUUCUGAAACCCCAUUAGUCCAAAAAAGCCCUUUAUCCCGAAAACAAACUGCCAUUGUUCCGAAGGUACACACUCUCCGUGCAACAAACAGAAGCAUGUGGAUAACUGUUAUGCAGAAUGAAUACAUUACUACUAUGGCGAAGGCAUGACCCACCUUAGUCUGGCUCUGGUUGGCUUACUCUGAUAUUCUUACCCUCACCCUAAACAAUCUCACUCCUCAUGCCGAACCCUAAUCAACCAAAACGACAACGAGUACUAGCCAAUCAGAGACGGAGUAGGGCAAGUAAGGUUUUCGCCAUAGUAUAAAAAAAGAAAUGUCGCCGUCAUUUUGCAUGAUAAUUAGGUUUGUUUUCGGGGUAACAGGCUGAUUUUUAUGAACUACUUGUGUUUGGGAAUAAUGGGUCGUUGUAACAAAAGGCAGUCCCCGGAGGAUGUAGGGGAGUUUCUCAGCUAGAGUUUCAACAAAGUCUGUCAAAACACUGAAUCACAUGCUGACUCUUUAGAAUACAGCAUCUUAUAUUACUGUAGCACAAGUUCAAAUGUUCACUACCUAAAGAUCACAGAAUCCAUGCAAUAUGUGUUUUUCAUGCAUUUGUCCGUAUUUUAACAAUAUGUCCCUGCUGAGCAGCAAUGCAACGUUAAUGCAAAUGACCACCAAAGUGAUGCAAAUCUAAUGUUUGGUUCCUGAAUUAAAAACGAGCUGUGCUGGAAACAGAAGAGAAAAAGUAAACUGAUGAAAUAAAGUACAGUCACAAUUAUCAUUUUGCAGUGUAGGAAUGUACUGUAAAGCCAGACUAAAGACCACAAUGUUUAUAUUUACAUUUUCAAUAAAUAAAAUGAACAUUUUCAAAAGUGAGGGAAUAAUCAUUCUAUACUCUGUAUCGAUGACGAUGACUUACUCUUUACAGUAUUGUUUGAUAAUGACCAAUUUAUAUUAAAUUGCAAUAAUAUUUCAUGAACAUAUACACUGAUGUGAUGCUCUGAUAAUUAAGCAUUAAAUGAUAUAUUGCAUUAUG